Caenorhabditis elegans is the source of this 1109-nucleotide messenger RNA. It is a transcript of the gene Y41E3.19, whose product is annotated as RING-type domain-containing protein. The record is from RefSeq and is marked reviewed. Lineage: Eukaryota; Metazoa; Nematoda; Chromadorea; Rhabditida; Rhabditidae. The transcript is spliced from 8 exons. Bases 71 to 1066 code for a protein of 331 amino acids.
AUUCUUCAAUCAUUUUUACAUUUUCCAGACUUUAAAAGAUAAGUUUAAAAACAAGAAAGCGGACUAAAAUAUGUAUUCGAUGACUGAUUACGAAACAAAAUCACUUCAUAAAUCAAAUGUUUCUGAAUCAUUUGACAAUCUCAGUCUCAGUAAUUGGACGGUAAAGAAGGAUUCUCCACCAGCUUCCAAUGAUGAGGAACCAUGCAAGGAACCCCCUAUCACAAAAUCUCUCAGUUCAAAUGCUCUUAUUCCGGAAUAUUUCAAGAAAACCUGCUUGUCUCCUAAAUCAAUAGAGCUUCGUGUAAUAUAUGAUGCUCCCACAUCGCAAGCAACCUAUCACUACUCGGUCACUUGGGAUGAGGAAUUUGAGGCGACUGAGGUCUCGGUAAGCCCCGCCAAGAUACAUCAAGAAGAAUUUACACCUGUCACUUCAAAAUGCGAUGGUCCUUGUCAAAGAGAGUUCCCAUCAAAUUUGCUGAACACUAUUGGAAGAUGUGACCACUACCUCUGCACUGCAUGCUAUGGACUUGUAAAAAACUCGGAUGGAACUAAUGGAUGCAGCUCUCGACAAUGCUUCUGGAAUGGGGAAAACUCCGAGACGGAGAUCUGCCAAAGACCAAGAGCUCGAUCUAUUUCAGAGAUGAGUUCAAACAGUUUGUGCUCAGAAGACUGCUCUCUGUUUUCCAUGACCCUUUCUGUCGUUUCCAUAAUUCCGAUUCAAGACAAUUCAAAAAUAAGAACAAUGUUGGUUGUAGUUGAAUCAAUUGAAGAAUAUGGAAUGUGCCAUACCUACGUUGAACUGAAUAUGAAUCCAUCCCUCAAACUAAUGGAUGCUAUUCGGAAAUUACUGUAUCGAAAACGGAAGAUAUUUGAAGAUUAUCUGCCCAAAUGUAGUCUGUACUUUGCAGUCAUUAUUAGUAGUGAGAAAGCAAAAAUUCGUCGAGUUAAGAAGAAGUUUUGGCCGAGUUUGUUGCUUAUGGAUAUUCCGAAACUUGGAGAUCGUAUCACAUUGGUAUUGGAUAUGGGUGAUUAUGUGAAGAAGGGAGCAGACAUCUACUUUAAAUGAUAACUUGUGAUGCAGUUUUUAAAAUAAAGCGAUUUGAAUUUGA